Molecule: messenger RNA, 1878 nt
Organism: Peronospora matthiolae
Lineage: Eukaryota; Oomycota; Peronosporomycetes; Peronosporales; Peronosporaceae
Source: the annotation of a GenBank genome assembly
AUGGCCAAGCGAAAGUUUGUCUCGUCCAAGAAAAACGCGCCAAGUCGGACGAUCUCUAGCAAAGAGGCGGCGCUGCGUGGCCGAAGUGCUGGCGCAGACGGCGCGGAGUCUGACUCGAGCGACUCGGCGGCCUCUUCGGACGUCGAGUCGUCCACGCCGUUGUCUUCAGAGAGUGAACAGGAGGAGGAUGACGGUAGCACGACCGCUGGUCAGCAGUUGGUCGCAGUGGACGUGAUGCCGGCCAGUGUGGGAAGGGGGAAGCAGCUCCGAUUCCCAAGUGCUUUAUCGCGGGGCAAGGUUUUGCCGACUGAAGGCGGUGCUGAUUCUGAUGCUGAAGAUUCGGAUGACGAGAGUUUGUUAUCAGUUGCAGACAGCGAUGACGAAGGGCACGACCGAGGAGCAACAGUGACGGAGGUAGAGGAGGAACCUGCUGUCACGAUAUCGGUAACUCACACGAAAGCUGUACCGGCGAGUCAUGACCUGAAAGUAAAUAAUGAAAACGCUCCGACGUACCCGAUCAAAGCUACCCGCGCGCGGAAACGACAUCGGCCAGACUCAGAGUAUUACAAGCAAAUGUCCACGUAUGUACGUGAUUGCUUGCUCAGGGUGCGGUGCACAAACAAUAGUGAGACGUCAAUCGAUGCAUUUAGCGUUGAGUCGUCUCAGCGGCACGAUGAGUUUCGACGGCAGCUUGCGGUGGGAGAAGCAGAACGCGUGACAUGGAAGGAGCCUCCUUCUAUCGAGCCUGGUACCGGAGAUCAGGUAAAUGAAGUCAAAUCUAGCAAAACGAACCAGUCAAGUAAGUCCAGUAAAUCGAGCAAGUCUAGCAGCUCUAGCAAGACCAGCAAAUCUGUCAAGUCCGGCAAGUCCAGCAGCAAGAAGAAGGAGCCAGCAAUGAGCUCAGAAGAGACCAACACGAAUCAAUCAACCUCCUCUCCGUCGAACAACAUUCUGGCCGAUAAUCUGACACCGCCGGCCCAGUCUCCGGCACCCGUUGCACCGAGUGCACCGGCAAUGUGUGAAGUGUGCAAGAAGAAGUUGAAUGGCGAAACAUUGAAGGAGGAAGAGCAGGAGCAAAUAGUGAAAAGAGUGGAGGAUGUGAAGACUGGAGAUGUGAAGGAGACAUCAGAAGAAGUGAAACCGGAGAGUACUGCGCCUCAGGCCACUGUUAUUCCUGACGGGUCUUUUAUGAUCACAUUCUCAGCCGAAGGUGACGUACGGAAGCUACGGUUAGAGUCAGCAAAACUGAUGGAUGAGGCUCGAAAACUGAAGCAUGAAGGAAAUCGUCGUGGAUCGAGUGAACCCGGCACUGAGGGGCAGCUCACGCAAGGCAGAUAUUAUCUACGUUCGGGUGCUAAAUUCUUUGAGUACGCACUAAAGCUGCAAGAAGUCAAAGUGGCGUAUCAAGAAAAGAGUGACGCUCAGCACGCGCAGUCGUUUGGCGAAAACUGUAUCACGACUCUUUCGCAGACGUCAUCACUAGUUGAGAGCACUAUCCGCGCUUUCCAGAGCGCCGGUAGUAUGCAACUAGCCGCACUAGGCUGCAAAAUGGCUGCAGUAAUACAUCUCACCGUUUACCGGCUGCAGCACCGCAAGUUGCAGUCAUUCUAUUCGGAGCUGUUUACACCCGGGCGCUCACCUGAAUCACGGGAGAACGGCCUCACUCCGCCGAUUGAUCCGAAUAACGGCAGUGGUAGCAAAGAUGCUGCCAUGCGCAAGCACUUGCUGAAGGAGAUGGAACACACGUUGCGCGGUUUCGAAAUGUGGCGACGCUACGAGUCUUACAAGGUGAGCGUGUUACCGCGCGUGACAAACCCUGUGAUUUUGGACCCAGCUGUGUUUUUCGAAGACCUUAAAGCCGAGCUUGACCAGUCUUAG